Messenger RNA from Penaeus vannamei (Pacific white shrimp), 858 nucleotides. RefSeq lists its product as uncharacterized. The record is from RefSeq and is a predicted model, not a curated record. NCBI's taxonomy places the organism in Eukaryota, Metazoa, Arthropoda, Malacostraca, Decapoda, Penaeidae.
CGCCGGGAAGAUCAACAAGAUGGUGAGCGAACUCAACCUCGAGAUCGACCUUGAGGAGGAGGAUCGCGGGGACGGCGAAGGAGACGAGAGCGAAGCCCUGGCGAGGAGAGGGCGGGUAGACUUCCUUCUACAGACAGGGAAGAAUGCGAGGACGCCUUAUGUGCCUCCUGAAGAAGCUGAACUGUUUAAUUACACGGGGAAGAGUCGUCGGCAGCUGCACCAGGACCUAGCGAGGAGCGGGCGGCCUCCCCACCAGGCGUCAAAAGUCCGGCGAGGCAACCUGGGAGGCCCCGCGACGGAGAGGCGCGAGGAACACCUAGGUCCUCCUCGGCGACGCAAGGGCGGCCCCGCGACCCAGCCUCACACUGCCAGAGACUACCUCCUCACCGCCCGCGCCACCGCCAGGGAUAAGCACCUCGCUCGCGUCGCCGAAGUGGAGUCCAGGCGUCUGGACAAGGAGCUGCAUCGAGAGCGAGCCAUCAACGCCAACCUCGAAUCCCAACUGAUGUUCCACGAGUCGGCCCUUCAGGAGUUCCUUCAGCAUCACUACAGACAAGUUUCCGAUGCGCUUUCUAAAGGCGAGGACGCGCGACGGAACCUGACAGAGCAGGAGGUCCGAAUCGACUAUUUCUCAGGGCUGCUGGCGGAGGCACAGACGGUGCAGGAGGAGGAAGAGGAGCGUCUUCAGGAGCUCACAGCAUUCCAGCAAUUCCUGUCGGCUGUCACGCCCGCCCAGUCAUUUCGGGAUCUCAAAAGACGGGUGCAAGAGGUACAGGAUGAAGUUAAGGUGAGUCACGAACUGCAAUAAAGAUAUGCUAUUGAAUUUUCAAGAUCCUUUUGAAGUCAAAUAUGUCUUUC